AUAUCACCGAGUCCCGACGACUGCUGACUGACUUAGCCUGUGGCUCGCGAGCGAAGCACUCCAACACAUCCUGACGUCGAGUGGCUAUUGAGGCGUCGUCCAAUGAGUACCUCCACUGAAGAACAAUCGCACCCACGAUGGAUCAACUCCGACUUCUUGCAGGCUGCUCUGAAACAGGAAGAACCUCCGGGAGAAGACAUAAUAGAAUCGAUAAGUGUUGAAAAUGCGUGCCCAGAAGGUUCCGGCUAUAUCAGCCGCAUCUUCAGAGUGGCUGUCUGCACCAGGGUCAAAGGAACGUCCGAGCGUGCAGAGAGACGCCUGAUAGUGAAGUGCUCUGCCGACGAAGGGCUGGUGAAGGCCGAGGCGGACAAGGCAGGGGUGUUCAGGGUGGAGUCCCUGGCACUGGGCAGCGUGAUGCCGGAGGUCCACGGGCUGCUGGCAGCUGUCGAAGGGAGCGCUUUCCGCCCCCUGGCUGCGCGCUGCCUCCGCUGCGGCGACCUCCCGGCGGACUUCCUGCUGCUCGAAGACCUGGCCGCCGAGGGUUUUGUGAUGGCGGAAGCGGGCCGCCCGCUGGACUACGAGCACUGCGCAGCCGUGCUGAAGGCCUACGCACGUCUCCACGCCGCUUCGGCGAGGGUCCUCAGAGAUCGCGCCGACUGCAGAGAACGUCUGAGGGCAGACCCACUGGCCAGCGUGCGGGAUUACAUGCUGCUGCUGACCGGGGGCACAUUCAGGGCUCUGGCGGACCAACUGAGAGCGUAUCCCGAGUACUCCAAGUACGCCGACAGGUACUUACAAAUCAGGGAGGAUACAGUGGAUCGAGUAUUGGAGGAGCGGAGCAAUAAAGACGUCCACCUGUUGGUAAUGCUCCACGGAGACUGCUGGAUGAACAAUAUCAUGUUCAAGUACGACGCAGGGAAAGUAGCUGAUCUUAGGUUCGUCGACUUUCAGCUGUCGACGACGGGCAGCCCCGCUGUGGACGUGCAGCACUUCCUGUACGGCAGCGCCAGCGAGGAGGUGCACCGGCGGCAGCUGGCCGGCCUGCUGUCGCUGUACCACGGCGAGCUGCAGGCCACGCUGCGCGCCCUCGGCCUGGCCGCCGAGGCGGACGCCUACCCGCUCGGCGAGUUCCAGAGGGACGUGGACCGGGCGCACGUGCUCGCCGUGUUCAACAGCGCCGUCCGGGGCAUGGUCCUCACGUCCGAGGAGAACGGCGCAGAUUUCGCCAACUUCUUCGACAACACCGACGAGUCCGGCGAAGUUCUAGCAAAGGCAUGCAGGCAUCCCGACUGCGUGUCAUACUUGAAAUAUGUGAUUCCCCUAUUUGAGAAGAAAGGCCUCCUGUGAAUUUUAUUGUAAUUAUUCGUUUUGACCUGCCAACUUAAAUACUGACUUCCUAUUCGCAAAAAUGAAUGAACCCUGUCGACAUUUGUUACUGUACUUCUGUGAUACCUUUCGCUAUCAGUUAGGUAAUAAAAAGAUU
This is a messenger RNA of Schistocerca cancellata (South American locust), 1483 nucleotides long. RefSeq lists its product as uncharacterized. Lineage: Eukaryota; Metazoa; Arthropoda; Insecta; Orthoptera; Acrididae. The record is from RefSeq and is a predicted model, not a curated record. Bases 103 to 1347 code for a protein of 414 amino acids. The transcript has 4 exons.